Messenger RNA from Theobroma cacao (cacao), 1766 nucleotides. RefSeq names its product 4-(cytidine 5'-phospho)-2-C-methyl-D-erithritol kinase (gene CDPMEK). NCBI's taxonomy places the organism in Eukaryota, Viridiplantae, Streptophyta, Magnoliopsida, Malvales, Malvaceae. Gene Ontology annotation, molecular function: 4-(cytidine 5'-diphospho)-2-C-methyl-D-erythritol kinase activity; ATP binding. The record is from RefSeq and is a predicted model, not a curated record. Gene Ontology annotation, cellular component: chloroplast. Gene Ontology annotation, biological process: terpenoid biosynthetic process.
UUUGCUUAUCAAUUGUUGCGAGUUGGGAAAAAAUAUGACUGUCACCUAACACAGAAAGAAGCGAAGACAAACAAUAGGCUUCCAUUCCAUUUCUUUGCUGAAGGCCUUCAACCCAUUUCAUUUGUCCAAACUCCAAAGUACAAUAAUUAUCAGAAUUCAAUUAUUUAGACGAUUUUUCCAUGCACUUUGGGAUUACAAAACUUCACCUUUAAAUCCCCAUGGCUUCCUCUCAUUUGCUCUGUGACCAUAGUCUCUUCUUCCCUCCUUCCUCCAAAAACAGUCACCUGUCAAUUACUCCCCAAACAAAACUUCAAUUUCGAAGAACGCCAUUUCCCAAAGCAUCCAAGAAACAGCUAGAGAUUGUAUAUGACCCUGAUGAGAGGCUAAACAAGUUAGCAGAUGAGGUGGACAAGCAAGCUUCUUUUUCAAGACUUACAUUGUUCUCACCUUGUAAGAUUAAUGUUUUCUUGAGAAUAACCAACAAAAGGGAAGAUGGGUAUCAUGAUUUAGCAUCUCUCUUUCAUACAGUUAGUCUGGGGGAUAUAAUUAAAUUCUCUUUGUCACCAUCCAAAACUAAGGAUCGUUUGUCAAGCAAUGUCUCUGGUGUCCCCCUUGAUGAUAGAAAUUUGAUUAUUAAAGCCCUUAACCUCUACAGGAAAAAAACUGGCAGUAACAACUUCUUUUGGGUUCAUCUUGAUAAAAAGGUGCCUACUGGAGCAGGGCUUGGUGGUGGAAGCAGCAAUGCAGCAACUGCACUUUGGGCAGCUAAUCAGUUCAAUGGUUGUAUUGCAACUGAGAAGGAGCUUCAGGAAUGGUCAAGUGAGAUCGGUUCGGAUAUCCCAUUCUUUUUCUCACAUGGAGCAGCAUAUUGUACCGGUCGAGGUGAGGUUGUUCAAGAUAUAUUCCCACCUCUUCCUUUGGACAUUCCAAUGGUUCUUAUAAAGCCUAAGGAGUCAUGUUCCACAGCUGAAGUUUACAAGUGUCUUCGACUAGAUCAAACUAGUAAGGUUGAUCCUUUGGCAUUGCUGGAGAAGAUUUCAAGGAAUGGAAUAUCCCAAGAUGUCUGUAUUAAUGAUUUGGAACCUCCUGCCUUUGAAGUUCUACCAUCUCUUAAACGGCUCAAGCAGCGUGUAACUGCAGCUGGUCGCGGACAAUACGAUGCUGUUUUUAUGUCUGGGAGUGGAAGCACCAUUGUUGGAAUCGGUUCCCCUGAUCCUCCACAAUUUGUAUAUGAUGAUGAUGAUUAUCGUGAUGUAUUUUUGUCAGAGGCCAACUUUAUUAACCGUGAAGAAAAUGAGUGGUACAAAGAACUUACUUCAGUGACUGCUUGUCAGCCCCCGGAAGCAUCACAAACUCUUGAGUGAUUCAUCCCUACUGAAGACAAGACGUAAGGAUGGAACCGCUUUGGCUUGUAUGAUCUACUUGUAGUACAACAGCAAUUGAUGUGUUUCUGAGUGCUAUCAGACUAUGUAGAGUUAAAUGUCGAGUUGCAGUCAGCUUUGGGUGUGGGAAAAUGGGAGAAAAGGAUUAUAUAUUAAUUACCCAAUAUUUAACCCAGAAAUUAAGCAGUGAAGGAAGAGGCCAGUUGCAGGCAGAGAAAACCUGGAAGUGGACUUUUCUACCCAAGGAGCAAAUACUAACUAAAGCUCGUGUAAGUUGAAAUUCUAUGCAGGCAGAGAGGUACUGCAGUAGGCAAAUUUUUAAUGCUUUAUGUUGGACAAGUAGAUGAAGUUUUUCUCCAAUAAUGAUUCAUUUUUCUUUUCCUA